AUGCUAAAAGUUUAUGACAAUUCCAGGCAAAGCUUUGUAGCAAGCUCGAGCAUUUGUUUUAGUGUGGGUGCCUUCAGGGAAUUGGAUCAAGCUUUGAAGUGCUUCGGGAACUUACAAACGCAAGCCGCCUUACGAAUGACUCGUAGAUUCAUAAAUGAUGAUGACGACAUCAAGUUGUAUAUCUGUGCUUGCUUAAUGUUUAAAAUGAGAGCACAGAAUUUGAGCUGUGAGGGAGUAAAACAAAUUGUACCUUCAAUGAAACUUCCAGUAUGCCUCGAACAGAACAACAAGCAAUAA
Clunio marinus is the source of this 297-nucleotide messenger RNA. The record is from the annotation of a GenBank genome assembly. Lineage: Eukaryota; Metazoa; Arthropoda; Insecta; Diptera; Chironomidae.